UCCCUGGCUCCCAGCAGCCGUGUCAGGCUCUUGCUCACUCCCAUGCUGGCCGAAAGCUCUUGCACACACGCGCCGGGCUUUGCACGUCCGGCUCUCCUCCUCAUGCACCAUCUCGGGCUCUUGCUUGCCUCCUCAGCCUGAAAUCAAAGAGGGAAGCCGCCUCCCGAGGAAUUUCCACGGUUUGGGAUGGUGAUGAGGCCCCAGUAACCCCCAGCUUCACUCCCAGACGUUGCUUUGCUUUCGAUCCAGGGAAGACCAUUUCCCUUGUGGCCCUGUCAAGGAAAGAGACUCCGAUGGACUUACACCGGGCAGCCUUCAAGAUGGAAAACUCCUCCUACCUUCCCAAUCCUCUGGCAUCUCCAGCCCUGAUGGUUCUCGCUUCCACUGCUGAAGCCAGCCGUGAUGCUUCUAUCCCCUGUCAGCAGCCAAGGCCCUUUGGUGUCCCUGUGUCAGUGGACAAGGACGUGCACAUUCCAUUCACCAAUGGCUCCUAUACAUUUGCCUCCAUGUAUCACCGACAAGGUGGGGUGCCAGGAGCAUUCACUAACCGUGAUUUUCCACCUUCCUUGCUGCAUCUCCACCCCCAGUUUGCACCCCCCAAUCUGGACUGCACCCCAAUCAGCAUGCUGAAUCACAGUGGCGUUGGGGCCUUCCGUCCCUUUGCCUCCACUGAAGACAGGGAGAGUUACCAGUCAGCUUUUACACCUGCCAAACGCCUGAAGAACUGCCAUGAUACUGACUCUCCUCACCUUCGCUUCUCAGACGCUGAUGGCAAGGAGUAUGAAUUUGGAGCCCAGCUCCCAUCUGGCUCCCCCGGUUCCCUCAAAGUCGACGACACGGGGAAAAAGAUCUUUGCUGUCUCCGGCCUCAUUUCGGACCGAGAGACCUCGUCCAGCCCUGAGGACCGAAAUGAUAGAUGCCUCUCCUCAUCCAUCCCACCCAUUUCUGCCCAGCACAGUUGCAGAGAAGGCGAGGGCACCCCGCCUCCUGCUUCCUAUUGGGUCAUUCAUCUGUGCUCAGAUAGAAGCGACAGCCAAGGAGGGCCGCCGGCGUCUGCGGGGGCCAGCCAGCGCAUGGCAUUAACUUUCCCUCUCUGCAAAAAGAAAGCAACACUUUUUGACAGCCAGGCACCCAUCUGCCCCAUUUGCCAAGUCUUGCUUCGCCCAGGUGAGCUGCAGGAGCACAUGGAGCAGGAGCUGGAGAAGUUAACACAGCUGAAUAUCAGCAAGAACUCUUUAUUGAAGGAUGUCAUGGCUCCAGGUACCCCCAAGUCAAUUUUGUUGUCAGCCUCAAUCAAGCGGGAAGGAGACUCUCCAACGGCAUCCCCUCACUCCUCAGAUGAUAUCCAUCACUCAGACAGAUACCAGACCUUCUUGCGAGUGAGGGCAAACAGACAGACCCGGCUGAAUGCUCGGAUUGGGAAAAUGAAACGGAGGAAGCAAGACGAAGGGCAGGUAUGUCCCCUCUGCAGCCGACCUCUCUCAGGAUCCGAGGAGGAGAGGAGUAAGCAUGUCGAACAAUGCCUUGCAAAGAGGGAAGGUUCAUGCAUGAUGGAAGAUGACUCUGUAGACAUUGAGAAUGAGAAUGGUAAUCGCUUUGAAGAAUAUGAAUGGUGUGGGCAGAAGAGGAUACGUGCUACCACCCUCCUGGAAGGGGGAUUCAGAGGGUCUGGGUUCGUCAUGUGCAGUGGCAAGGAGAAUCCAGACAGUGAUGCUGACCUUGAUGUGGAUGGAGACGACACACUGGAAUAUGGAAAACCACAAUACACAGAAGCGGAUAUCAUUCCAUGCACAGGGGAAGAACCAGGUGAAGCCAAAGAGAGAGAGGCGCUCCGGGGUGCAGUCUUAAACGGUGGCACGCCUAGUACCCGGAUAACACCAGAAUUCUCUAAGUGGGCAAAUGAUGAAAUGCCGUCAACGAGUAAUGGCGAAAGCAGUAAACAGGAGCCCAUGCAAAAAACCUGCAAGAACAGUGACAUAGAAAAGAUUACAGAAGACUCGGCAGUGACAACAUUUGAGGCGCUAAAGGCUCGUGUUCGCGAGUUAGAAAGGCAGCUUUCCCGCGGGGACCGCUAUAAAUGUCUCAUUUGCAUGGACUCAUACACGAUGCCCUUGACGUCCAUUCAGUGUUGGCACGUGCACUGUGAGGAAUGCUGGCUGCGGACUCUGGGUGCUAAGAAGCUGUGCCCACAGUGCAACACCAUCACCUCUCCAGGAGACCUCAGGCGCAUCUACUUAUGAAGGACAUGGCUGCUCAGACCAGCUUGCUGUACCACAGGGAUUGGGGAAAGGAAUGGCGACAGCAGCAGCAACAGACAUUUGAAAACAAAACUAGAGACUCCAAAUGUGGACUAGAGGCUGAGGGAGCCACACGACGCCUCUGCUUCCAGACCUGUCACUGGUGCCGCUAACUCCACGAGAAGGCCAAACCAGAAUUCUUGUUGUGAAUCCCCCUUUUUUUACAAACUGAUGUCCCGCACCCAUCGCUUUUUCUCCAAGAGGUGGGGGGUUCCACCGUGGUUGACUUGCAAGCCUUUCCGGGCAAGAGCAUCUUGGCGGCCAGCCUGGGAAGGGCCUGGAUCUUCCACUGCAGGAAUUCUCAUAGCCUGUCACUUGUGUUCUCCCCACCCCCUUUUUGUGGUGUUCUAGUGGUUUUAAACAAAAAAGUGAAAGAAAAAGCCUACACUCACACACCCAUAAAGGCAGAAUGAAGCACAUGUAAUAUAGACUCUAUAUGUUUACAAUGUUGUGUAUAAAUGGGAUAGACUUCAACGUUGCAUACUAAUGUUUCCCUUUUAUUUUUUCCCCUUUGAUUUUUGGUUGUACUUUUUUUAAAAAAGAGAAAAAAAUAAGCAGAGAACAUUAAACACAUAUUUUUCUUGGUUCUGCAAAGUUUUGGCAUUAAAGUCAUUAGUUUAAAAGAAGUAUAAAUAUAUAUAUAUUAUACAUAUAUAUAAUAUAAAUGGUUUAAUGUUCUGUGGUGUAUAUUUCCUCAUUCAGAUAUGAAGCUAACAGCUUCUAGUAAUGGCUGUAGUUUUACCCGUAACUUACAUGACUUCUGGGGGAAGUAGGGAAAACAGGAUUUUUCUCAUUAGUUGUAGCAAAUGGGGCUAUUUAUAUAGAAACUUUAUCCCACUGUUUUCAGUUUUUCACUGAGGGAAAGCAAGAGGUGUGUGGAUCAGUUUGCAGAUGCUUACCCCACUGCCAACUGGGAAAAGGACAAGAGUUUGUAUGAAGCAGCAGAAAAUGGAGUGGUCUUUGCCUAUUGCAGCUGGCAGCGUUGGGUGAAACUUUACUCAGAUUAGUCAUCUGUCUUGUGAAAGCUGAAGCUGGCUUUUGUCCAAGCAUCUUACAUUCACCAAGUUAUGAGCCAGUAAUAUUAGCUCAGUAUCCCUUCCUGCACCCAUGUGGAUAAGUACAGAGGAGCUCCUCAUUCCAGUUGCCGUGUGAGGAGGAGGUAGUCUAGUGCUUCCUUUGUGUUCCAAAAAAUGAGGCAUUUCUUGGGUCAAGUAAGAUUUGGGUCACUCUGACAUAUUGUUAUGCCUAGCCAUUGCUGCUCUGGAUUGUGGAGGUACUGCAUGAGGUCCCAUCUCUUUCAGAGGUUCAGCUUCAAGAACAAUUUCAACUUCCAGUUUUUCAAAUGAAAAGAAAAGAGGUAUGUGUAGUGAUGUGGGUCUUGUUUCCUCCCAUUACCUUUCCUGUCAAGACUGUAGCAAUAGUGGAUCGCUAUCCAGUUUCACACAAAGUUGGAUUCACUGAAACCCCUUCCAUCUGUUUCCAUAACAUGCCUGACAGCAACUCUUAUUUCCCCCGUUCGGCAUUUUGCAAGAUGUCCCCAGCUGUGGGCCACAUGCACUCUGAGCUUUACCUGCCUUAAUCAAAAACAAACUACAGCAGCUUUUAACAUACACAGCCAAACAAGCCGCCUACAUUUCACCCAGGUAAUAUUUUGCAAAGUUGCUGGGAGUCUGAGUGGAAGCUAGCCAUUUGCCUACUAUUGGUAAGAGCUGGUUUUGCUAGGCAAAUGUGCCUGUUAUUAACUACCUUUUAAACUGGGGAAAAGAGAAUAAAAUGAACCUCAUUUGCUGCUCUGGUGCCUCUUGCAAGGUAACCUUUUUUAAUUUCUUUUACCAAUUCCAUCUGAUAACUCAGAAUAUGUGAUUUCAGCCCUAGGAGGAUAUUGUUGCACUAAAACAUCUGGCCAAGCCUCAGUCAUGCUGCUGUCAAAAGAGUUGAUUUUAUGUGGAUCAGGCUUUUACCAUAGAGCACAGUGGACCAUGUUCCCAUUGCAGUUUGGCUGCUUAUGCACUUGAGGAUGUUGCUACGCAGAGCUGGAUGAGGGCAGCCAUUACGCUCACCAUCUUGCUGUUUAUCCCAUUAAAUACAUAAUGGUCUUGUGGGGAAUAGUUUUGUACCCUUAGACACUUGAGUUUCCAAGAUGCCCAAACUAUUCCUAAACCACAAGUAUUGCUGGCAACUGCUGCCGCCUAGGAAGCAGUGUGAGGAAGGUCCAGCUGCAGUUUGUGUGGGGAGGAGAGCAAGAGAGUUGAUCUGACCUCCUAGAUUGCCAAGAACAGUUUGCCAGAGGUGUUAUACUUCUGGAUUACCAUUGGUUUACAGCUGGGAUUCUUCCACUGGUAAAGCACUUAACUUCCUAAAGGCAAUCAGUUGACAUUGGUCACGGUGGGGAUGUUUGUACCACACCCAAGCUUGCUUGCCCAGUACAAUCAAACACAUUGCUAUGGGGAUAGUUACUCCAGUGCAGCAGGUCUCCCUGAUCUAUUUGAAAAUAGGCUUUGCUGAGAGGGCUCAUUCUUGAUGUCCCAGCAAAUUGGCACUGGGAGCAAAGAGCUUUCUCUGGUCCUGUGGACCACCACUAAGCCAAAUGCAAAUAUGUACACUCUCAUAACUAGUACCCUUUAUUUUUAAUGUUACUCUGUCCCUGCUUUUUUUUCUUGAGAGAGUAGGAAAGGGAGAGAAGGCCUGAAAGGAAGAUGCAAGGGGCUGACUUGUUCAUUCUCUCCUUUGGAGCAAGGCAUAUUUUUGCACCACUCUACAGCUACUUCUUCCCUCUUCCACAAUGACUUGAAAAAAAAUUAUAUUUGCCCAAAGAUUCCCAGCUGCACAAGGUGAUAUUCAAGUUGUGUCUAUGAUUGUGUCUCAAUGUAUAUUCUAUAAAAAAGGUACUUGUCAUUCCCGUUUGUAAACUACAUUUGACAUUAAUUAAAUGAGUAUAAAAUCUUCCAA
Hemicordylus capensis (graceful crag lizard) is the source of this 5246-nucleotide messenger RNA. It is a transcript of the gene RNF220, whose product is annotated as ring finger protein 220. Gene Ontology annotation, molecular function: ubiquitin protein ligase activity; metal ion binding. Gene Ontology annotation, biological process: protein ubiquitination. Lineage: Eukaryota; Metazoa; Chordata; Lepidosauria; Squamata; Cordylidae. The record is from RefSeq and is a predicted model, not a curated record. The transcript has 17 exons. Bases 294 to 2240 code for a protein of 648 amino acids.